Melitaea cinxia (Glanville fritillary) is the source of this 1732-nucleotide messenger RNA. RefSeq lists its product as uncharacterized. The transcript has 4 exons. The coding region runs from base 1 to 1449 and encodes 482 amino acids. NCBI's taxonomy places the organism in Eukaryota, Metazoa, Arthropoda, Insecta, Lepidoptera, Nymphalidae. The record is from RefSeq and is a predicted model, not a curated record.
AUGUAUCGUGACUUUAUAAACGAAUACGAAUCGUUAGGCCAUAUGACACGUGUGAAUAAGGUUGAAUAUCCUAACUUUUUCUUGCCGCAUCACGGUGUUUUUAAAGAGCACAGUUCAACCUUCAGUUCAGUUCAUUCAACCACUAAGCUUCGUGUGGUCUUCGACGCGAGUGCUACAACUACUUCUUCUAAGUCACUUAAUGAUAUUCAGUACCCGGGACCGGCUCUUCAAAAUGAUAUCCCGAGGUUAGAACUUUGUGGUGCUUUAUUAGGCGCAAAACUUUAUAAAAAAAUAAUCGACGUUAUUCGUUUAACAUUUUCAAGGGUCAUCUUUUGGACUGAUUCGACCAUCGUCAUCGGUUGGGUUAAGAUGUCACCACAUCUCUUAAAGCCGUUCGUACAAAAUCGCGUAACUGAGUUAAACGAGCUGACAGGUGACUCCGAGUGGUUGCAUGUGUCGAGCGAGAACAACCCAGCCGAUUUAUUGUCUAGAGGAUUAGCCUUUGAUUCUUUGAUUAAUUGUGAACUUUGGUGGAACGGCCCGUCUUACUUGCAAUGUCAUAAUAAUUUUAAUUCGUUAAAUAAUAAUAUAAUUAAUUUAGAAAAUUUGUCUGACUUAAAAUCAAAUGUAGUACAUAAUUUUAGCAGUUUCGAAAACUUAAAUUUUAUUCAAUUUAAUAAAUACUCGUCUUUCACAAAACUUAAACGCGUAUGGGCCUACGUACUUCAAUUCAUAAACAACGUACGAGGGGGCGAGGCUAAUAGAUACAAAACAAAACACACCGGCUCGUUAUCAGUGUUCGAACUAGAGGAAGCGCAGUAUACGUUGAUUCGUUUUGCACAAAUGCAAUCCUUUCCGACGAUUUAUGAUAAUUUGCUGAAUGAAAGAAGUUACACAGGUAAUAAUAAAGAAUUAAAUCGUGUAUCUGGAUUAAACGUGUUUUUAGACGAUAAAAAAUUAAUUCGUGUUGGUGGUCGACUUCGAAACGCAUCUAAUUUCGAUUUUAAUAAAAAACAUCCGUUUUUAAUGUGCGAUCCUACCGAUUUCACUCCCCUCACUCCUGGUCACUUCCUCACGGGCCGACCGUUAACUUCGCUGCCAUACGAGACCAUUUCUGAUGCUACAGGUCUGACGAUGAACCGGUACCGCCGUAUAGAGCAGUUGCGGCAGCAGUUCUGGCGGAGGUGGUCCAGAGAAUACAUCGGAGAACUUCAACAGAGAACCAAGUGGAAAACUCAUCAUGACGAUUUAACCAUUGAUCGUCUCGUCCUCAUCAAAGAUGAAAAUUUACCAUCACUUAAAUGGCGUCUGGGACGCAUAACUCGCAUUUACCCGGGGACUGAUGGUGUUACACGUGUGGCCGACAUCCGUACCGCAACCGGAACGACGAGGAGGGCGUUUUCGAAAAUUUGCCCUUUGCCGCUGCAGCCAUCCAACGAUGAAGCCUGAUGUUGGAAGCCGGUGUUACCAAGGCGGGGGGUAUGUCGCGGCUUAGCAAGCAACCCCAUCUAGUGUGCAGAUGGUGGGGCUACACGUGAAGUUUUAAAUGGUUGCCACCGUUGUCCACUGUGUGGCGCUGAAGCCAUCGAUUCGGAUUCUUUUUUUAUAUAAAUUCAUUUAGACGGUGACUAGAAAAAUAUAAUUUCGAAAUUAAACGUAAACGCUCCGAACAUCUCUCUUGUAUAAAAUUAAAAAAUAUUGUAAACCGCGAUAUUAAACGUAGUUCAAAUUA